GAGGUGAAGAUCUUUGUCCUGCGGCACUGCAGUUACACUCACUAUCGGAAUAGCGUUCAUUAGAGGCUGAAUGAUGGAGGUUCCACGCGUGGGGAACAGUGUUAUUAGCCCCACGAGCCCGUGUGAGGACAUGAUGAAGAAUCUUAGUUUGGAUGCAAUCCAGCUUUGUAAGGGAGAAGGAAAUAAGUCCCUCGACAGUGGCAUCGCAGAGAUGGAGGACCUUCCUGUUCCCCAGAACAUCAAAAUCAGCAACAUCACAUGCGACUCCUUUAAGAUCUGCUGGGACAUGGACUCCAGAGCAAAGGAGCGGAUCACACACUACUUCAUCGACCUCAACAAGAAAGAAAACAAGAAUGCCAACAAGUUCAAACACAAGGACGUUCCGACUAAGCUGGUAGCAAAAGCAGUUCCUCUACCUAUGACAGUUCGAGGACACUGGUUCCUGAGUCCACGCACUGAGUACACUGUGGCUGUUCAGACCGCGUCCAAACAGGGUGAUGGAGACUACGCUGUGUCAGAAUGGAGUGAGAUCAUUGAAUUCUGUACAGCCGAUUAUUCCACUGUUCAUCUCACACAAUUGUUGGAGAAAGCUGAGGUCAUCUCUGGUAGAAUGCUGCGGUUUUCUGUCUUUUACCGAAACCAGCAAAAAGAGUACUUUGACCAUGCAAGGGAGUCGCAAAACAACAAGAUGUUGCCAUCAGUAAAGGACAACAGCGGCAGCCAUGGCUCGCCCAUCAGUGGGAAGCUAGAGGGCAUCUUCUUCAGCUGUAAUACUGAAUUCAACACGGGCAAACCCCCACAGGACUCACCGUAUGGCCGCUACCGCUUCCAGCUAGUAGCCGAAAUGCUCUUCAACCCCGAGACAAACCUGUAUUUCGCCGACUUUUACUGCAUGUAUACGGCCUAUCACUACGUCAUUCUGGUGAUCGCUCCGAAGGGCUCGGCAGGAGAUGAAUUCUGCAAGCAGCGUCUUCCGGCACUGGAUAUCGGCAACAACCGCUUUCUGACCUGCACAGAGGGUGAAGACAGACAGCUGGUGUUCCACCAUGCCCAGGACGUUAUCCUGGAGGUGAUCUACACCGAUCCUGUGGAUCUGAGCCUGGGAACGGUAGCUGAGAUCAGCGGUCAUCAGCUCAUGAGCUUGUCAACAGUCAAUGCCAAGAAAGACCCAAGCUGCAAGACCUGCAACAUCAGUGUGGGACGUUAACUCUUCAACUGGAUCCUUCUGCUGCCUUGAACAGCUGCCUUCUCCUGUCGCCGUCCCAUAAUCCUCCUGUUGAACUUACCCAUAAUUUCCUUCUGAUGUCUUAAAGGCUUUGUUCAGACAGGCAGAAAAAUCCGAUUUUUGUCAUAUGCGACUCAAAUCUGUCCAGUUAUUUGCAGUGUGAACAUCAGAUGUUUUUGUAACCGAUCCAAAUCCACAGGAAUUCGGGAAGCAAUAGUUAUGGGUUCCCUCACAAUACCUUUAUCCAUCCUUUACAAAAAUUAACCAUGGUUUUACUACAGUAAAUAUAGUCCAACUAUGCUAUUUGUAGUAAAAACAUAACCACAAAGUUUACAAUGGUUUUCCUACAGUAACCAUUAUAUUUGUAUAAUGGUUAAAAUUAUGUAUAUAUAUAAUUUAUUGGUCAUGGUUACUGCAGUUUUUAGGAACAUGCACCACAGAUUAACUAUGGUGUUACUAGACUAAAAUUCUAGUUACCAUGUUUUUUCUUUUUCUGCAAUUACCAUAGUUAUGGUUAUACUACAAAUACCGAAUACUGUAGUUAAACUGUGAGAAAAUCCAAAAUAGUUGUAAGGGAACAUAAAACUCUUGCGAGGGAUCGCAAAAUUUAUUGUGAGAGUACACAAAACUAUUUUGAGGAAAUGCAAAACUUUAAGAGAAUAAAUUCCCACCCUAUCAUCUAAGAGGCUCUGUACUUUUCGCACUGAAAGCUUUGCUCAGUUGUUGAAUGAUACCAAGUCUCAUGGUAUCAUGCUGACAGUUACAUUAUUAUUAUAGCAACUGAUGUGGAUACACUGGAUACUGACAACUCUGUUUGAACAAACAAAACAGAUUUCCUCACUUACAGAAUGAGAGUGUGAAGAGUCAGGGCACUAUUUUAAGAGUGCUAGCGCUAGGUGCAGUGCUAGUGCUUUAAACCUGAAGUAUGUAAUUUCUGUGACACUAGUGCCACCGAACGGAAUUGCAAAAAUAAACAAUGGUUUCAAUACAGCUUUCCGAAAAUGCCCUCUUCUGCUGUUGUUUGAACCAUCCCCAACUCACACCAAGCGGGUCUAAGCGGGUCGCUUUAAACAAACACUGGAAUUUUAUAGUGCCACAGAGACAAAGUGUUUACAGUUUUCGAGAAAAUUAACCUCUGAAUGACUUUCUCAUAGAUGUCUCUGCAUAUUAAGCUGGGAUAGAAGGAAGUAUUUUAACACUGAAAAAGUUACAUACUUCAGCUUAAAGCCAUACGAGCAAAGUCAAUGGGCAUUGCAAUGAAGUUUUGAUAUUUUCGUGCCAGCAUGCGUUAAGUCUAGGCGCAAGUGGGUUUGGUGAAAUUGCACAUGCAAAAUGCAAAUAGGCUGGGCCAAGUGCAAUUUCAUUCUGAAGUUCUUCUCCGGUUAUUCCACUGUCUGCAUCCUAUUAUAUAUAUAUUUCAUUUCUGUGAAGCACCAGGGAUAUAAACAAUGCCAGCACAUUCAUAAGAAGUUGGUAGUGUAAAUGGGCUGUAUGCAAUGAAUUAGAAUAAUAGAAAUAUGGACGUACGUUCUUUUGUGCAUUAACAAGAAUCCUCUGACAUGCUUGUUGAAUGUCAGCCAUAUUUCUAUGAAAGUGACACUCCUUUUAUACGCAUGGAAAAUGUGGUUCCGAUCAGGAUUUGUAGGCUCCGUUAAUUUAUAGAGAAUGAAAGUAUUAUUAAUCAUAUUGAUCAAGUGACAAAUCGUGGCUAAUAUUAACACUGAUUGUAUCGGCCUUCCAGGUCAGGCUGUGGAUCGAGGGAUUUUUUUUUUCCACGCACUUCACUUCUAGCAGUAAGUUUGCUUUAAUAUUUUAAUUCAUUUAUUGAAACAUGUAAAACUUAAACCAGAAUAUUUCUGAAUUGAAAUUACACUUGGUCAAAAAACUGUAUAAAACGAGCUCCCCAAAUCCAAACAUUUUACCCUCUUCAACUUCUUCCACCGGCCCCUUUUGCAGUUAAAAAUUACAAUAAAUACAAAUAAUAAUAAUAAAAAAAUACAAUACUUAAAAAUCACUCUACAACAACAGGUGGAAAAUUACUAAUACAAAUUAGAUCAUAAAUACAAUUGUAAAAAAUCUACAUAGUGAUAAUAAUAAUAAUAAUAAUAAUAAUAAUAAUAACCAUGACCUCUAGAAUGUUUAACACAAAUCUAACAAGUUUUAUUUCAUAAUUUGAUGAUGCUUCACUAUAUUUUCAGAAUUUGGACAAGAACUUUAUUACCACCUGCUGGUGGAAUCUCCAAACUGCAAAUACAGAAACAGAUUUUAGACUUUGCGCUGAGAUUAGACGCAGUUCUCAAACGUCUUAGCGCAAUUACCUUUCUCAGGAAAAUAGCAAAUUGAGCUUUGCACCACUUCAUUAAAGGUGCACACAGUAAUUUAUUUCCUCAUUUAAAACUCCUAAAUUUUACUCCUAAAGAAAUGAAUUGUAAUUUUCAAACAUAUGUAUAAAAUUAUGACCACUCACAUGAGAUGAGGACUCAUACUCAUAUCAGUCAUAUCAGAAACCUUAUAAAAACUGUUUUAUUCUACAUGGGGCAGGGGCGCCCUCAUGGGGGCUGCCAUUUUAGAAUCACAUGCCCAGAUAAAUACUACUCGCUUGAUCUCAGUAACCAUCUUGUUAUUGGACACUUUCACUCUUGGAUUAAAUUAAUCAUGGCUGAUUGUGACAAGUGAAUUUCUACAAUGGCAUCUGUAACUGAAAACUAUUUAUUUUGAAUGAUGCUGCAUACACACCAAUAGCUGUCACUGUAAGUACAAGAUGACACAAGCAAAAAGUUACUGAGUGCACCUUUAACAUACAAUACACCCACAGUUUGCACAUAUACAAACACAGAUAGCGCAAACACUCCCACGCAUGGCCACUUGCGCUUAGCGCUGUCACGAAAAUGAGAUAAAACGUAGGCUAUAGCACACGGUCGUUGUGCGUAGCACUGGCUUAGUGCAGCUACAAAAAUAGAGCCUUAGAGUCUUAAAGAUCGUAUUUGAAUUUAUGGAUUUUUUUGGAUUUAUGUGCAGUGUGAACAAAGCCAAAGGCUCCUCCGCACCAUGUAUCUUACUGCUUUUGACAAAAUGCCCUUUUCUUUUAAUAGCUUGUCAAACCUGACCAGGGUUGGGUUAGAUACUGUAUGUCAUGCUCCUAUUUUUCUAUCUGUGUUGGGAUGUUGACUCAAUCGCCCCUGUCAAUCAAACUGCUACUUUAACCCUAUUGGCUGUCACCUUUAAUGAUGUCCCCUCCCAUUAGAAUGCAGCACUGUAACAUUUACCAAAGUUUAACACAAAUUCUCAUAGCAGUCAGGCAAGACAACCAUUUUGAUGAGGCAUUAUGAAUGUGAUAAUGUAAGAAUUACGAUAUUGUGUGAGUUCAUGGAUAUCUAAAAAAAAAACUAAGCAUGAUUGCAAUUAAAAAAAACACACACACACACAUUGACAUAAGCACUUCCAUGACUGUUCUUCAGCAGUGUUUCAAGUUAUUUAUUCCAACCCCUCAAGUAUACUGUGAUUUAACAUAUAAUAUAUGUGAUGAGACGUGUAGAUAGACAAAAUAUUUAUUUUUUAACUGGUGAAUAGAAAAUGGACAGAACCAGAAGUGCACAAUACAGAAGACUUUGGCGAUGGGAAAGAAUAGGUUCACGGUAAAGUAAAUAUAUAGAGAUUAUAUAUUUACUUUAUAAACCAAAGUAGAAUUUACGUGCACUAUAGCUAACAUUCAAAAGAUACAUUUGUCAUUGUGGAUGUGUAUAGCAAAUAAAGUCUGGGACAAAGAUAACAUGACACAGAAUAACCACACCUGAUUGUAGCACAGUUCAACAGUUUACGCUGGUUGGCAUGCAAAGACACAACACAAAGAUUGUUAUAGUUCAUUGCAGUAGAGCCGUCGGAGAAAGAAAGAUGUUGAUUGUUUCAUUUUGAGUAGCUACUUGAGCAGAAUUGCACUUCAAGCACUCAUCUGCUUCUUAUGAACAUAUCUUCUGCUUUGGGCUUCAGUAUUGUUUUUAGCUUAAAAUGUGAUUUGACAGUGUUCAAUAGUCAUUUUAACCACUGACUUAAAAUAUCAUGACUUAUUUUUCAUGUAUAGGAGGAAAACUGUGCUCUGUGAUGGCCAUGUUCCUUACUUUAACACAAUUUUAAACUGAGUAGAUUUACUAGUGAUAUCUUUUAAAAUACAGUCCUUGGCUUUCUUUCUACCUUUACUAUCCAGAAAAUUUUCGGGGAGAACAUUUCGUACUUCUCAUUUCAUGCUCCAGUUAUAAAAUAUCAAUUUUCUUUUUCAUACUAGAGACAAAUAUAUGAGAAAUAAACACAAUUACUUGUGUUAGUUCAUACAAUGCAUAAAAUUAUGAUUGGUCUCUGCAUGUCUAUGCGAGGGAAAUCACUGAAAUUUGCAUAAAAUUAUUAUUUUAAGUGCUCUGGGUUGUUUUGCCAUAGCUCCUAGCCCCAGAGAAUCAUGGAUCCUCAUUAGUGUGCAUACUGUCACCAUGUUCCUAAUUAGAAUCAUAAACUACCUUCAAAUAAGAGCAGGAAAAUUUGAAAAUUGCAUAUGAUUUAGACUUUGGUUAAAAAAAUCUCCUCCAAAAAUAAAGUGCCAUAUUCCUUAAUCAUAGAUGAAUACUCUAUAUUUCCUUUUCACCCACUGAAAUAUGAAAUUUGUAUAGAUCCAUCUCACUCUGUACACAGCACAGAGAUUGCACACUGCGUUUAUGUUACAGUAGCCACCAAAAAAGGCCUUGCCCAGCCUUGAGUCUAGUACUUCCAGUGUGGUCAAUUCAACACAGAAAUAAUAAUAAAGUGCAUUUUAGCAUCUUUAUGGCACAAAUAUGUCAAAUGUAAAAAGUCUAUUUGGUCCAAACAUUGGGUGAAUACUGAAAGGCAGAACAAAUCUCAUUGACUCAAAUAGUCUUUGUGGUUUCCUGUUUGCUGAGCAACACUUCCAGUAAGCGUAAUUUGGCUUUGAGACUUUUGUACUCCUGGUACUCCUCAGCCAUAGGGAUUCGAUCAUCUUUUUGUGCCGUUCUUCAUUAUUUUUGUAGAGGGGGAAAAGAAAACAACAGAUGCAACAUAAAACAAAUGACUUUGUGAAAGUACCUUACCAUUAAAACACAUUUAUCCCUUGAGUUGCCUUACUGAAACAGUUUUGUACAUCAGUGGAUAGCAGAAAAAAGGAAAUGUAUUUUAUUUUCAAAAAAUGCAUACAUUGUGUACAGAAACAUUGUGUGUCAUUGAUUAGAUGUGCAUUAUGGUAACUAUGCUGAACUGUUUUGGAUCUUGAUUUUCCUGUUUCCUUCUUAUCCAUGUUAAAAAAGACAAAUGUAACAUAAACUAUCAUUAAAAUGUGUUAACGCAGUAAUA
Myxocyprinus asiaticus (Chinese sucker) is the source of this 6574-nucleotide messenger RNA. RefSeq names its product phytanoyl-CoA hydroxylase-interacting protein-like. The transcript has 5 exons. The coding region runs from base 71 to 1207 and encodes 378 amino acids. Gene Ontology annotation, cellular component: cytoplasm. Gene Ontology annotation, molecular function: protein binding. The record is from RefSeq and is a predicted model, not a curated record. NCBI's taxonomy places the organism in Eukaryota, Metazoa, Chordata, Actinopteri, Cypriniformes, Catostomidae.